AUGUGCGAAGGAGGUGACUGUAAGAGAUCAACAGUAGUUUGGACUCCGAAUAUAUACGUUGCCCCAUGGUCCGUGCGCGCCGACGGCUACAUAAGCGAUUCCGCGCAAAUGAUGGCUUCUAUCGAAAGUUCACCUCGCGGGCUGAUAUUUGGGUUCGCCUCUGGUCUUUGGACAAUCGAGGCGUACUUGAGUCUCAAGCGAGGGAGAUCGAAAUCUCUCACCCAAGAUCGCACUGACAAAAAGGGUCCGAAUCGUGUCCUUUUUGGUGCUGAGCAGGAUAAAAUGACUUAUGCGCACUCGACUCAAUCAAGACUAUUAUUUCAACAGGAUCCAUCUCGAGAAUUAGAAUAUUUCGACACCAAGAAACACCGUUUUGAUACUUAUGAUCAAUUGUCGACCCAUUUUUGCCAAAGUGUGAUGGGUUUGUCACUUGAAGAUGAGGAUAGCUAUGAUGGAUCCGUGAUCCUGACAAAUCCCAGCUGA
This is a messenger RNA of Laccaria bicolor S238N-H82, 483 nucleotides long. RefSeq lists its product as uncharacterized. Lineage: Eukaryota; Fungi; Basidiomycota; Agaricomycetes; Agaricales; Hydnangiaceae. The record is from RefSeq and is a predicted model, not a curated record. The transcript has 4 exons. The coding region runs from base 1 to 483 and encodes 160 amino acids.